This is a messenger RNA of Symbiodinium necroappetens, 256 nucleotides long. Lineage: Eukaryota; Dinophyceae; Suessiales; Symbiodiniaceae. The record is from the annotation of a GenBank genome assembly.
GUGGUCCUCCCAGCACAUUGGCAACACCACCUGGUCCUUCGCCAAGCUCCGCAUCUAUGCUCCGGAGGUUUACUCUACCAUCUCCGCAGAGGUACUCCACACUCUGCCGUCCUGGAAUGCGCAAGGUCUUUCCAACGUGGUUUGGGCGUUUGCUAAGAUGGAGAUAUACCACCGGCCGUUCUUCGGCGCCCUUGCGGUCGACAUAGCCGCGAAGGUGCAUCACUUCCAGCAGCAGAAUUUGGUGAACGUGCUCUGG